GGUCUAAGCGGCCGCGGGAUCCGAUCCGACGCGGCCACGUUGUCCUGCGCGCUGGGCGCGCGUCGCCCGGCGAUCCUGAGCAGCUCGGCCCCCCUUCCACCCCCCUCGCGUCACCGCGGGGCCCGGAGGGGCCGCUGUAUCCCCGCGGUCACUCAGCGGGGCUCCGCGGCACAGGAAGCGGCCCGGCUGCCCCGGACUCCAGCGCGCGGGCGCGACCGUAUCGGGGCCCCGGCGGCGCCGCCCUCUGUGGCCCUUUCGGCUCCCCUCGCCGCCCUAGAGCAGCAAACCGGCGGCAGCGAAGUCGAGUUGAGCUCCGCGCAGACCUCGGCGCCGGGGUCCAUGCUCGUGAGCCCCCGCGGGCCCGCGCCAUGGCCUCCGGGAGCGUGGCCGAGUGCCUGCAGCAGGAGACCACCUGCCCCGUGUGCCUGCAGUACUUCGUCGAGCCCAUGAUGCUCGAUUGCGGCCACAACAUCUGUUGCGCGUGCCUCGCCCGCUGCUGGGGCGCGGCCGAGACCAAUGUGUCGUGUCCGCAGUGCCGGGAGACCUUCCCGCAGCGGCACAUGCGGCCCAACCGGCACCUGGCAAACGUGACCCAGUUGGUGAAGCAGCUGCGCACCGAGCGGCCGUCCGGGCCGGGCGGCGAGAUGGGCGUGUGCGAGAAGCAUCGCGAGCCCCUGAAGCUGUACUGCGAGGAGGACCAGAUGCCCAUCUGCGUGGUGUGCGACCGCUCCCGCGAGCACCGCGGCCACAGCGUGCUGCCGCUCGAGGAGGCGGUGGAGGGCUUCAAGGAGCAAAUCCAGAAUCAACUGGACCACCUAAAAAGAGUGAAAGACUUAAAGAAGAGGCGGCGGGCACAAGGGGAGCAGGCACGAGCUGAACUCUUGAGCCUGACCCAGAUGGAGAGGGAGAAGAUUGUUUGGGAAUUUGAGCAGCUGUAUCAUUCCUUGAAGGAGCAUGAGUAUCGCCUCCUGGCCCGCCUCGAGGAGCUAGACUUGGCCAUCUACAACAGCAUCAAUGGCGCCAUCACGCAGUUCUCCUGCAACAUCUCCCACCUCAGUGGCCUGAUUGCUCAGCUGGAGGAGAAGCAGCAGCAGCCCACCAGGGAGCUCCUGCAGGACAUCGGGGACACAUUGAGCAGGGCUGAAAGAAUCAGAAUCCCUGAACCCUGGAUCACACCUCCAGAUUUGCAAGAGAAAAUCCACAUUUUUGCCCAAAAAUGUCUGUUCUUGACUGAGAGUCUGAAGCAAUUCACAGAAAAAAUGCAGUCAGAUAUGGAGAAAAUCCAAGAAUUGAGAGAGGCUCAGUUAUACUCAGUGGACGUAACUCUGGACCCAGACACGGCCUACCCCAGCCUGAUCCUCUCCGAUAAUCUGCGGCAAGUGCGGUACAGUUACCUCCAGCAGGACCUGCCUGACAACCCUGAGCGGUUCAAUCUUUUCCCCUGUGUCUUGGGCUCUCCGUGCUUCGUCGCUGGGAGACAUUAUUGGGAGGUAGAGGUAGGAGAUAAGGCCAAGUGGACCAUAGGUGUCUGUGAAGACUCGGUGUGCAGAAAAGGUGGAGUAACCUCGGCUCCCCAGAAUGGAUUCUGGGCUGUGUCUUUGUGGUACGGGAAAGAAUACUGGGCUCUUACCUCCCCAAUGACUGCCCUCCCCCUGCGGACCCCUCUCCAGCGGGUGGGGAUUUUCUUGGACUAUGAUGCUGGAGAGGUCUCCUUCUACAACGUGACAGAGAGGUGUCACACCUUCACUUUUUCUCAUGCUACCUUCUGUGGGCCUGUCCGGCCCUACUUCAGUCUGAGUUACUCGGGAGGGAAGAGUGCAGCUCCUCUGGUCAUCUGCCCCAUGAGUGGGAUUGAUGGGUUUUCUGGCCAUGUGGGAAAUCAUGGUCAUUCCAUGGAAACCUCCCCUUGA
Choloepus didactylus (southern two-toed sloth) is the source of this 1910-nucleotide messenger RNA. It is a transcript of the gene TRIM27, whose product is annotated as tripartite motif containing 27. Gene Ontology annotation, molecular function: protein binding; zinc ion binding. Lineage: Eukaryota; Metazoa; Chordata; Mammalia; Pilosa; Megalonychidae. The transcript is spliced from 8 exons. Gene Ontology annotation, biological process: negative regulation of viral transcription; negative regulation of transcription by RNA polymerase II; protein K63-linked ubiquitination. The record is from RefSeq and is a predicted model, not a curated record. Bases 369 to 1910 code for a protein of 513 amino acids.